This is a messenger RNA of Durotheca rogersii, 948 nucleotides long. RefSeq lists its product as uncharacterized. Gene Ontology annotation, cellular component: mitochondrial small ribosomal subunit; ribosome. Lineage: Eukaryota; Fungi; Ascomycota; Sordariomycetes; Xylariales; Xylariaceae. The record is from RefSeq and is a predicted model, not a curated record. Gene Ontology annotation, molecular function: structural constituent of ribosome. Gene Ontology annotation, biological process: mitochondrial translational initiation; translation. The coding region runs from base 117 to 797 and encodes 226 amino acids. The transcript is spliced from 2 exons.
AUCGUCACAUUUGACGAGCUUCACAGCUUUACUCCUCUUCCUCGCCCGCGAAGAACAUUAGACGGAUUUGCCAUGCUCGUUGCCAUAGCCUAACCGCCUCGUCAAACUCUCACACCAUGGCCGAGCUCUCUCGGAUUACGCAGGCUAUAGCUCGAUCGAUGCCGCGGUUCGGACGCCCGAUAUCGCGAUGGCCGUCGUGCCCUCCUACCAUCGCGCCCGUAUUCCCGGUUCUCCAAAUAAUGAGGCCGAUGUCAACCACAUUGCGUACCCACCACAGAAAACGAGUCGCGAACUCACCUCGUCCCACCAAUUCCCCUUUACACCCUCGGGUGCAGUCUCGGUCGUACGCUUCCAACUUCGACUGGCUGAACCCUGGCCGGGAUCCGCGCCCGGCUCAGGAUAACCAGGAAACGAUCAAAAAGCCAAACAUGGCUGCAUACGAAAACCCACUAGACGAAGAUCCCGCCUUUGGGCCCGAUUUCGACGUCACAGAGCUCGCUAAAACCCAAACAACGCCACAGCGUCAGGCUCUCGAGCGUCCCCCUUUGCGCCUCGUCGCACGAACCGGCCGCACCAUCCAUGUCCGUCAAAAUGUCGAUGUGGGCAGGUCACUCAAGCUGUUGGCUGUCCAAAUAAAUCAAAACAAGGUGCGCCAGGAUUUUCAACAACAGAGAUUCCACGAGCGACCGGGCUUAAAGCGAAAAAGACUCAAGAGUCAACGAUGGCAGAAAAGGUUUAAGCGAGGAUUUAAAGCAGCAAUCAGCCGAGUCAAGGAACUGACCAAGCAAGGCUGGUAAGGACCCUCCAGGCCACCACGUCACAGUCCCGUUGUACAUUAUCUACCAGUUCCUUCGACGGUAGCUGCGAAGUUUCCUUCGUCGGAGACUCUUCUAUGCAUUUAAGAGGACAAGGGAAUUCUGUCACCCCCUUUCAGCUGGGUGCGACGAC